AUGAAGAUACUGCUCUCAUUUUUGAUAUUCUUCGCGUCCAGUGCUGAAGGAAGACGAGGUGGCGGAGGAAGAGGAACCAGCGGAUCGAAAGGUUCUUCGGGUUCAAAAGGAUCGUCUAGUUCAAAAGGAUCUUCCAGUUCAAGAGCUCCAUCGAAAACAAGCAGUAAUGGUUUCAAAUACACCCCUACAACAUACAAGCCAAGUAAAAUGUCAUCAGGCUGGAGCAAAAAUGCGAAAACCGCCGCAGCUGCUUAUCUUGCAUACAAAGCUCUAAAGAGACCUCGUCAUAUUCUCUACACAGGAUACGGUUAUGAUGGCGACGAUUUUGAGUGGAACGAUUCUUACGGCUACAAUGGAGAAGUCUUCGGGGACACCGUCGAAGCAUGUUUCACAUGCGAGAGCAUUAACAACAACAACCCUGUUUGCGAAAGAGCGGAUAUACUUUCAGCAAUAACGGACGUUCCGGUUGAGAUAUGUGGGCUUGGUAAUGUUUGUGCCACAAUUUUCGGACAACUUGAAAACAACGAUUACAUAUUUCGCCGUCGAUGUGUUCCGACACGAACAUACACGGAUUUGAUGCAAGGAUACUCUUCAAAUUCUUGUGAUCCUGAUUAUCCAAAUGCCGACCUCUACUGCAACUUCUGCGACAAUAACCUUUGUAAUGGGUGGCGCAUCACUCAACUUCCGGAUGAAACACUCGUUAGCUCCGGCGAGGUCGUCGCUCCUUCUUCACUCCUUCUCUUCGUCAUACUGGCCCUCUUGAAGAUUUAG
This is a messenger RNA of Oikopleura dioica, 771 nucleotides long. Lineage: Eukaryota; Metazoa; Chordata; Appendicularia; Copelata; Oikopleuridae. The record is from the annotation of a GenBank genome assembly.